This is a messenger RNA of Carassius gibelio (silver crucian carp), 2910 nucleotides long. Its product is annotated as activated CDC42 kinase 1. Gene Ontology annotation, biological process: positive regulation of cell population proliferation; positive regulation of kinase activity; multicellular organism development. The transcript has 14 exons. Gene Ontology annotation, molecular function: transmembrane receptor protein tyrosine kinase activity; protein binding; ATP binding. Gene Ontology annotation, cellular component: signaling receptor complex; basal plasma membrane. The record is from RefSeq and is a predicted model, not a curated record. Bases 288 to 2534 code for a protein of 748 amino acids. NCBI's taxonomy places the organism in Eukaryota, Metazoa, Chordata, Actinopteri, Cypriniformes, Cyprinidae.
UCAGACUGAAUGCUUCGGGAUCUCAGAGAAGCAUCAGACGCAUUCUAUAAAACACCAGCCUUCACUGUGAACUACUCAUGACCUGUAUUUUAACGACAGACGGAUUAUUUAAACCACCUUCUAUAUUCUAGGACUGCUGAUUAUAAUAAAAUCUUUCAGUGACACUCACUGAAAAUGAACUUUUUAUAAUGGAAAUCUUACACCCGGAGUGAAGUUGAUUUACGAGCUGAAGAGAGGGAUUCGACUGGGGAAACGUUUUUAUUUAGUUGCUGUGUGACAGUGUAAUAAUGAUGGAUCAUGACACUCAGUGGCUGUACCAGCUCCUUGCUAGUGUGCAGUUAGAGAGAUUCUACGUAAGGAUGCGAGAUGGACUCAAUGUGACACGCAUUGAGCACCUGAACUAUGUUAAAGAAGCAGAUCUGGAACACAUUGGCAUUAGUAGACCAGGACAGCGACGAUUAUGGGAUGCUGUCAGACGUUACAAAACCAACAUGCGACCAUGGUCGAAGGUGGCUAAGGCCUUCAGUGGACGCACCCCAGAAGGAAGUGAGCAGUCGAAUGGUGUUGGGUCAAGCCAGGGGCCAGAACCAGGGCGCACACUCCCCUGUCUUAUCCAGGACAGUGAACUGAUCUUUGGGGACAGGCUAGGCUCAGGUUCCUUUGGGGUAGUUAGAAAAGCAGAAUGGCAAACACCAACUGGACGAGUGUUGCCUGUAGCAGUGAAAACCUUGAGGGGCGGCGGAUCCAGAUACGGAGAUGUGGUGACAGAAUUCCUUCUGGAAGUUUCAACCAUGCAGUCUCUGGACCACCCCAACAUUAUACAUCUGUAUGGUGUUGUCCUUACUCAUCCUCUUAAAAUGGUAACGGAGCUGGCUCCCCUUGGCUCUUUAUACGACUCUCUGCGUCUACGACAGGGAGAAUAUCCUCUUUCACGGCUCUGGCUCUUCAGCACACAGAUUGCUGCAGGUAUGGAGUACCUAGAGUCCAGACGCUUCAUCCACAGAGACCUCGCUGCCCGGAAUGUGCUCUUGGCUUCUAAAGAACUAGUGAAGAUUGGAGACUUUGGACUGAUGAGAGGAUUGGGUCCCGACAGGGACCACUAUAUCAUGACGGCGCACAAACGCAUCCCCUUCGCAUGGUGUGCUCCGGAGAGUUUACGUGUGGGUACUUUCUCUCACGCUUCAGAUGUCUGGAUGUUUGGUGUCACAUUGUGGGAAAUGUUCACUUACUGUGAGGAGCCCUGGCUGGGGCUGUCCGGAAGACAGAUCUUAUAUCGUGUCGAGCGGGAAGGUGAGAGGUUGGAUAGGCCUUCAGACUGUCCGCAGGAGUUAUAUUCUGUGAUGCUUAAAUGUUGGGCCUGCAGUCCCGCUGACCGACCGACCUUCUCUCAGCUCACCACAUUGGUAGCAGAGGCUCAACCUAUGGAGGUUCGAGCAGUGAAAGACUUCACAGAGCUCAGAAAACUCUCUCUACAGGCGAAUGAUUUAGUGACUGUAAUAGAUCAUCGGCUGGAAAUGUGUGAGUGGAAGGGCCAAAACCAGAGAACUCUAAGUGUUGGCUGGUUUCCCCCAGCUUUGACUGCCCCGGCUCUCACAGCAGCAGUUUCUGCGCCUGGUCCGGCUCUGAUCUCUUCCCCUGUUAAAGGCAGUCUACAGCACACUGGCCAUGGAGGCACGGACCAGGCAAGCAGCUGGGGCAACCCAGAACGAAUAGAUGAAUCCAGAUGCUGGAGGAUUCCAUUAGCAAGAGAGAAGGAAGGCUCCAAUCUGAAGAAAAUGGCAGGCAUCUCAAGGAGUCUGGAGUCUGUCCUUGGUGGUUCACAGGACAAAGGUCGAGGUCCUGGUGGGAAUGCAGCUCAGAGAGCCGACCCACGCAGACUCAUGCAGCGCAAUGUAAUGCAAGAUCCUCGCAGGUUUAGUGAUGCUAUUGUCACCCCACCCGCACGGCCACCACCCCCCAACUUCAAAUCCAUCAGCCAACAAAACACUGGCUUAAAAUGCGUCAAACCCCAAAUAAUGAUCCAGGAUCGGAGACCAGUAAACCCAGCGGGCUGGGGCCCUCAAACUCAUUCACAGCUACAGUUCCAGUUCCAGUUCCAUCCACAGCAGCAGUGUUUAGGGAAUAACAACCUCACAAGGAUGGCACAUCUGGCCAAGUCAAGCCCUCAGUUAGAUGAUGGCCCUGAGACAGAGAAGGAGAGAGACAAAGAGCAAGAGAGAGAAAGAGAGCGGAGGUAUCCGCCACAAGUUGACAAGGAAGCGGUUAUUGCACAGGUUCAGGAGGCAGUACAUGGAGUGACCAUUGAGCAGGUUCAGAAAGCUCUGUGUCGCAAUGAAUGGAAUCCUGUAUGGGCAGAGCAGCAGCUUAAGACAGACCAGCUGUAUUACAUGACUCAGUACUCUCGUGAGGAAUGUCAAAAAGUCCUUGCCCGCUACAAAUGGGACCUGCAGCUGGCAGGACGUUACAUCAUCCGACAAGACAGAGAUAGAGACAGAGACAGAACUGCACCGGAUAGAAGAGGAGAAAGAGUUUAAUGCAAGACAAUGUUAACUCAUAAGAUGGUUCAUAAUUAUUGAGGAUUUCAUGUUUCUGUGAUAUCGAUGAAUUGUCAAGAGGUUUCCAUCCACUUCCAAUGUAAAACCAUCAAUAGUGAUUAUUUGCUUGAUUAAUCCAUUCAUGAUAUCAGUUAUUUGUUUGGAAAGACAGUAUAAACAUUCUUUUUAAACGCAGAAUGACAUUCCAGUUGCCAUUGUGACUAUUGUUAGUUUGCAGUUUUUGUACAUAAAUUAGGUUUGUUAAAAUUUUAAAUGUGUUAAAUUCAGUAAAACUGUGUAAAUGUAUAUGAUGAAUUUGUAAAUACAAAGUCUUAUAAAUAUUUGUAUCCGUUUAAUAAAGUAAAUCGUGCAUUUA